ACCCCAGCCCCACCACACCACAUCAAACCCAACCACACUACACAACAUCACAGCAAGCAACACCACACAACAUAACACAUCACACCCAGUCACCACCCUAGCCACACCACACAUAACUCCACACCCUGCCACACAACACACAUCACACCCAGUCACUCCAUACCUCACGCCACACCCAACCACAUCAUACAUCUCACCACACCCACAUCACACCAUACCAUACAUCAUACCCAGUCACACUACACUUCACACCAUACUCAGCCACACCUCACCAUACAUCAUACUCACGCACAACAUAUCUCACACCACACCCAGCCACACCAUACCACACAUCACACCCAGCCACACCAUCUCCCACAUCACACCCAGCCACACUUUAUCACACAUCACACCUAGCUACACCACACCACACAUCACACCCAGCCACACCACACCUCCCACUGCACCCAGCCACACCACACCACAUAGCACUUCCAGCCACACCACAUCGCACCACACACCUGACCCAGCUACACAACACUUUACACCACACCCAGCAACAUUACAAACCAUGCUACCCAGCCACAUCACAUCACACAUCACACCCAGCCACACCAAACCACACACCACCUAGCCACAGCAUAUAAUAUAACACCCAUCCACGCCAUGCCACACUGCUCUUCAUUAGCUACACUGGGUCAGUUUAAACUACAGUACGAUUCACACUACGACCAGAUUCAGAAAGGCCUUUUUUUUUAUCUUGCUUAGCAUGAACUGGACAUCCAGACCUCAUAAUGGACAGCUUGUCCUUAAAAGGUAACCGAAUGUUGAGCUCUGAGUAGCCUAGCACAGAUACAGUGCUGAGAUGAGAGUGGAGACGCACACGAAUGUAUUACAGGAAUCAGACUCGCCAGGUACAGCGCGUGUUGUUGGAGACGUCUUCUGUGAUAUCGUCUAGUACAAUGGUUCCCAACCUUUUUCCUGUCGUUUCCCCUUUCAACCAGUUCAUCAUCCGGAUUUCACCCUGCAUGCGGUCAAGGAAAAGAAGUAAACAAAACACGAAAAUCAUUUCCUUAAUAACACAAAUAAUUUAAUAAACAAUUAGUAGCCAAACACAAAGUUUACUUGCCUAAUAACACAAACCAAUGAACAAUAGCUCUUACGCCCCAUUACAGCCGGGAACUCCUUCCAAGGGGGUGGCCAUGCCAUAAGAGUCAAGUUUUCCCUCUCAAAACACACAUUUCUGGCAUUUUUAAAUCCUCGCAUCCCUCUUCACCUUUCUUUUAUGUAAUUUUCAACUCAGUCGAAUAAUUGCAACCAAUUGAUAUUUCUCUCAGGUUGAAUUUCCCCGCUGGAAUUUAUCUCAUUAACUUACAGAAUAAUAAUGCACAUUUCCACAAAAAAAUAUCGAUAUUAAAUUAUCUUUUUAAACAUCUUCCCACAAGAGCUCACACAAAAACUUACCUCUCCCAAAAAUAUGUGGAAUUUUUUCAUAAAUUGGCAGCACUGUUCCAACAGUGCAGCCAAGUACGUUAUACGUUAAUAGAAGACCCACCCUUC
Molecule: messenger RNA, 1539 nt
Organism: Eriocheir sinensis (Chinese mitten crab)
Lineage: Eukaryota; Metazoa; Arthropoda; Malacostraca; Decapoda; Varunidae
Exons: 1
Source: RefSeq, a predicted model, not a curated record